UCUCUAGUGGAACGUGUAAAUUUGGACGUGUAUAUCUUCAUAUACACGUCCAUAUACACCUUGGUAAAUUUUACACGUCCCAGUUUUUCAGUGGAACGUGUAUACAGGACGUGGAAAUCAGGACGUGUAUAUUUCAACGGCUAUAUUUUCAAACGGCUAUAUUUCCAACGGCUAUAUUUUCAAACGGCUAUAUUUCCAACGGCCAUAUUUCUGAUCUAUAUAAACCACCCCUAUCACCUUUCUUCCAGCACACUUCUACCUGUGACUUCUCUUCUCACCUAGAUUUCUCUAUCGUCUCUCACGCAACACAAUGAACACAUCCACUUGGGACAUGAGUUCUUCGUCAUCUUCAUCUGGCGACGAUGAACUCAUACUUGCAGCAUUCGCCGAGCGCGAGGAGGAAGAGAGGAAGAACGCUCGACGCCAUGGCGGUUCCAAGCAUGGACGUCAAUCAAUCGAUCGAGGAAGAGAUGCCGGAUUUCUUCUUCUCUGGAACGACUACUUCAAAGAAGUUCCUCGCUUUCCCGAACAUUUGUUUCGACGAAGAUUUAGGAUGUCGCGUACUUUGUUCAACCGCAUAGCUGAUGGUAUACUUGAGCAUGACUAUGAUGGUUAUUUUACGCAAAAAAGAAGUGCUUCUGGAGCUCUUGGGUUACAUCCUCUACAAAAGAUGACCGCGGCAAUGCGGAUCCUCACAUAUGGAAUAGCAGCUGAUGGUGUUGAUGAGUACAUUCGGUCCGCUGAGGCUACUAAUUUAGAGUCUUGCAAGAAAUUUGUAAUCAAAGUUUGUGAAGUUUUUGGGGAAGAGUACCUGAGAUCUCCAAAUGAAGAAGACAUAGCUAGGUUACUUGCAAUAGGGGAGGAAAGAGGAUUUCCCGGUAUGUUAGGGAGCAUAGAUUGCAUGCACUGGGGGUGGAAAAAUUGCCCCAAAAAAUGGCAUGGCAUGUUUAGAGGCCAUGUGAACGAGCCCACUAUGAUCUUGGAAGCAGUUGCUUCACAAGAUCUUUGGAUUUGGCAUGCUUAUUUUGGUUUACCAGGGUCUCUGAAUGAUAUAAAUGUUCUUCAACGUUCUCCUGUUUUUACGAAGCUAGCCGAAGGCCACACUCCUCCAGUGAAUUAUAGCAUCAAUGGCCGUCAGUACACAAUGGGGUAUUAUCUUGCAGAUGGUAUCUAUCCACGGUGGGCAACAUUUGUGAAGAGCAUACCAGCUCCAACUAGCAGAAAGCAUAAAACUUUUGCCAAGAAGCAAGAGGGGGCUAGGAAAGAUGUGGAACGAGCCUUUGGAGUUCUGCAAUCCCGUUUUGCCAUUGUUCGUGGACCUGCUAAAGGAUGGAAACGUAAAGAAAUCAGUGAUGUAAUGAAAGCUUGUGUCAUAAUGCACAAUAUGAUAGUAGAAGAGGAGCGACAAACUGGUCGACAAAGUUGCACUUUUGACGCAAUGGGAGAAAGAGUCACAGUCUCUCGUACUCAUGCAGAAGAACUGAGCUCGUUUAUUCAGAUGACUCAACGGAUUAGAAAUUUCAAUGAACAUGAUCAGCUUAAACUUGAUCUAAUUGACCAUGUGUGGCAAAAGUUUGGAAACGAGUGAUGUCCUAGUUAUAAGUUUGUAAUCCAUGUCUUUGUAAUGCAGCUAUCAAUAAAGUUGAGUGAUGUAAUCCA
Molecule: messenger RNA, 1659 nt
Organism: Hordeum vulgare subsp. vulgare (domesticated barley)
Lineage: Eukaryota; Viridiplantae; Streptophyta; Magnoliopsida; Poales; Poaceae
Exons: 2
Coding region: 311-1588 (425 amino acids)
Source: RefSeq, a predicted model, not a curated record